CCGGAUUUCAAAUCCACCCUUCCCAUUGUCAUUUAUCAAAUCGCGAUCCGACUAUUCUUCCUCUCUCUCUCUCUCUCGUUUCAAGCCCCGUUUCUCUCAGCUCGCUCUCUCUCUCGUUUCAAGUCCCGUUUCAGGGUUUGAUGAUUUUGAUGGAAUCUUAGCUAAUUCGAAUAGGGAGAGCUUUUCUCAUCUCAGAGUAUUUGCAGAAUUCAGUUCCAGUCUGGUCAGCUGUGAAAUUGUCUGCCGUACUAAUGGAUGAUAAGGGAAUGAAAAAUUCACCUAUCUUGUUUGCAUAUUUGGCAUUUUAACAGAUGCAAUCAUCCAGGUUCCUGGUUUUUGCAUUGGGAAUUUCUUUUAGCAAAGGCAAGACUCAGUGAAAAAAUGUGAUACAGAAGCAAUCAAGCAACUUGUUUCUGCUAAAAAAAUGUUUGUGAUAUUUCAUUCACAGAAUGGUAGAGGUUAAUUAUUUCCCAAGCAGGCUAUUGUUAUAGCUCUGCCUCAGUUGCCCUGGAAAGAAAUGCGACUUUCUGCCUCUCUGCAAGAUUUCUCAAGAUCUGCUAAAUCAGAGCUACGGGAAGAUGGUUUUGACCUUGAGUUCAAUAAGGGCCUUCAUAACAAAGCUUUUCAUGUUUUACAAAGAGAUGGUGGUGCAUCAAGCUUUUCCAAGGAGAAAUCCUUAUCAACUCCACCCUCAUGGAAGAAAUGGAUACGAUCAGGCUUGAUAGGUCUUAUCGCCUUUCUCCUAUUAUUUAUUUUGAUUUAUGUAUCCUCAAGGUAUUACAAUGAUUCUUUGUCACAUAGAGCGUCAGAGUAUUUUGUGAUUCUUGACUGUGGAAGUACUGGCACUAGAGUUUAUGUUUAUGAGUGGUCAAUUGUUCAGAGUGUAGACUAUAGGAGUUUACCCUUUGUUUUAAGAUCUUUACCUGAAGGUCCUGAGAAGAAGUCUACUGGACACAAGGGCCGUGCCUAUCAACGGAUGGAAACAGAGCCUGGUUUUAGCAAACUAGUACAUAAUGAAUCUGGCUUGAAGGCUGCUGUAAAGCCACUUCUGCAGUGGGCAGAAAAGCAAAUACCAAAGCAUGCUCACAAGCAUACGUCUCUCUUUCUAUAUGCUACAGCUGGUGUUCGUAGGCUACCAAAUUCUGAUUCGGAGUGGCUUAUGGAGAAGGCAUGGUCUAUUCUAAAGAAGUCAUCCUUUUUGUGUCAGAGAAAUUGGGUUAAGGUUAUUACAGGAAUGGAGGAAGCUUAUUAUGGAUGGAUAGCUCUCAACUAUCAUAUGGGUAUGUUAAGUUCUUCACCAGCUAAAGAAACAUAUGGCGCACUAGAUAUGGGCGGUUCCUCAUUGCAAGUGACAUUCGAGACGGAAAAUCCUAUAAAUGAUGAGACAGGUAUAAAUUUGAGCAUAGGCAUGGUCAACCAUCAUCUGAGUGCAUAUUCUCUUUCAGGAUAUGGCCUAAAUGAUGCAUUUGAUAAAUCAGUGGUUCAUCUUCUUAGACGAGGAACAGGCAGCUCAAGUAAUGGAAAAGUUGAGCUUAAACAUCCAUGUCUGCAGACAGGGUAUAGAGAAGAAUAUAUAUGUUCGCAGUGUGGUACAUCAAACCAAGAUGGAAGUCCUCUAGUUGGAGGCCGAGCUUCAAGCAAUGGAAGACAUGGUAUGCCUAUUGAUUUGAUUGGUACCCCUCAUUGGGAAGAUUGUAGUACACUUGCAAAAGCAACAGUCAAUCUGUCUGAAUGGUCGAACCUCGGUUCUGGAAUUGACUGUGAACUAAAACCUUGUGCCCUUGCUGAGAACUUACCUCUACCACGUGGGCAGUUCUAUGCCAUGUCAGGGUUUUUUGUGGUGUAUCGAUUUUUCAACUUGACUCCUGAUGCUACCCUUGAUGAUGUUCUAAAGGUGGGUCGUGAAUUUUGUGAAAAAUCAUGGCAAGUUGCAGAGCAUAGUGUUGUUCCACAACCCUUCAUAGAACAGUACUGCUUUAGAGCACCAUAUAUCGUAUCACUGUUAAGAGAUGGGUUGCAUAUGACGGAUAGCCAAGUUUUUAUUGGAUCGGGUAGCACCACUUGGACUUUGGGGGUUGCUUUACUUGAGGCUGGACAGGCAUUCUCAAGAAAAAUAGAGUUUCCCGACUAUAGCAUAUUGCAUGCAAGCACAAAUACUGCUGUACUUCUUGUGUUGCUUUUGAUGUCGGUUAUACUUCUCUGUUGUGCAAUAUCAUAUGCUUUCAACUGGACUUCCAAAAUUUACAAAAGAUCAUAUCUUCCUCUCUUUAGGCAUAACAGUGCAAGCCCUUCCAUUUUAAACUUCCAGAGGUGGAGCCCUACAAGGGACGGAAGAGUUAAGACACCACUCAGUCCUACGAUUUCUGACUCUAUUCAGCAUUCGUUUGGCAUGGGAGGCAGCAACAUUCAGCUCACGGAGUCUUCCUUAAACCCCUUAGGUUUUGUGCACAGUUUUUCUUCUGGAAGCUUGGGUCAGAUGCAGUUUGGAAAUGGUCUCCGUGGUCAGACACUUCAGAGCCGUAGAUCCCAAUCUAGAGAAGACCUUAGUUCUUCCUUGGUGGAAGCUCACAUUGGAAAAGUCUAGUAUAUGUACUCAGAUGAAGCCUGGUAUGAAUCAUCAAUUUCUUCUGCAGGUGGGAAAUACUAAUGACCAAGUUCUGCUGGAUGGUGUCAGGCUUCAGAAGAUUUUUGAUCGUCAUGAGAUUUCAAGUUCUUUUGAUGUCAUAUAGUUUUGGUUUCUAACAUGAACUCUUCAAUUGAAUUAAUUCUCUUGUCCUUUGUUUAUUUAAGAGAAAACAGCUUUCUUGAUAAGGUUUGCAUUCAUGUAUAUAUGAAUGCUGUCUGUUGGUAGAUUGCUGCCAUUCUAAAAGCUGAUGUAAUACAGACUGUUUACAGGUGUGACUACUGGCUUGAACAAGACCAGCCUGAGUCAUCAGUUAAUAUUUUGGGUUAAUUUAUCAUUAUCAUUAAAUUCUGUA
Molecule: messenger RNA, 2978 nt
Organism: Asparagus officinalis (garden asparagus)
Lineage: Eukaryota; Viridiplantae; Streptophyta; Magnoliopsida; Asparagales; Asparagaceae
Product: probable apyrase 7
Exons: 5
Coding region: 518-2584 (688 amino acids)
Biological process (GO): nucleoside diphosphate catabolic process
Cellular component (GO): membrane
Molecular function (GO): nucleoside diphosphate phosphatase activity
Source: RefSeq, a predicted model, not a curated record